UGUCACAAACACAUGCAAUACCAGCACCACGAUUUCCCGACGUGACGUCAUCCUGACGUUUGUAGUACUUGUUUGUGAGGUCAGCUUACAGGAGCGGUCAGUAGGGUAUAUAACGGGCUACAUCUCAUGGACCCUGGGUACAAACAACUAAGGCGUAGAGACUUUACGACUUCUAAGACUAAAUAGCAUUACGGAAACAUUAUUUCAAAAACAUAUAAUAACACAAUAACAACUUAAAGUGUAUCAAAGUAAGAUGGAGAAUUUGAUUGUGUUGGUGAUGGGUGCGAUCGUUCUCACAGAAGCUCGACAGAUAUGUGACGGUAAUGUGGGAGUCCAGUGGAGGGGGGAUCCUAAGGACUGCUCUGUAUUCUACAUGUGUGUGGGGGACGUCAUGUCACAGUUCCGCUGUUCAAAGGGCACGGUGGUCGACGUGUACAGCAAACGGUGUGUGAAGGAGGGAUCCGCCCAGGAUAGAUGUACAUAUGUCACUCAAAACAUUAGCACGUGCCAGGGCGGUCAGACGAACCUAGGUGUGAUGAGUUCCUGCGCUAAGUACAUAGACUGUAUAACGUCCCGAAGGACCGGGAUCGUCACAGAGAGGGAGUGUUUAUAUCCUCAGCUGUACGACCAGGUCAGCGGGGAGUGUCGUCAACCGGAAACCGUCAUCUGUGGUGACAGACCGGAACCCAAGGAACCAUGUGACUAUGAUGCCAAUAAAUGUAAGACAGCCCACUGCAUCCCCUGUCGUCUGCGCAUGCCCAGCUGUCAAGGAUAUCCGGAUGGGCCAAACGUCUGGUCUGGAAGGGAACGAUCUCCAUAUUAUGUUGUCUGCAAAAACGAUCGAGUUAUUUUCCAGAACAAAUGUUCUGGAGGAAAACCCCAACGGUUUGAUCCGGUGUUAAAGAAAUGUGUUGAAUAUACUCCAAUUAUUGUGUAAAAGUUUAUUGUUGUAAAUGAACAUUAUUACUUUGAGAUUGUUUGCAGUAGUAUUUGUUUUUGUUCCUUGUAUGUUUUCUAGAAUGCUUUAUUAUAAUAAACUGAAUUGUUAUUGUUCAAAAGUUUUAUUCUUGUCUAUUACAAACAAAAUCCAGUAAUACUGUUUCAGAUGCUAACGAUGUAAUGGAAAACCCUUAGGGAAUAUGCUAUUGUGGAUGUGUGUAAAUAAAACUCGUGACGCUGAGGAUAUCAGGUUUAAAUGUACUACGUGUACGUAUAUUUAAAAGUCAAUAAAUGACCUAAUGGCACUCGCAUUUAAAAUAACAUACGGCUUUAAUGGUUAAAGGAGCGCUGUGCAAUUAAUAGUUUUAUGAGCGUGUUAGAAUAUCACUUUCUUCUAUCAAAAUGUCUGACGAUUUGAAUCUACUCUACCAUACCUCAUACCAAACAGGAAAAAUAUUAUUAUUAUUAUCAAUGCUUAACGGCCCAUCAACACAGGAUAGGUCAUUAGGGCCAACAAAUGGCCGACAAAAACAAGGGCUAAAUCCAAUUUUAAAGGUAUGAAAAAGGAGAAAGAACACAAGAGGAAGAAAAGAAAAAAGAAAGGACAAAAACAAAAUCUACACUAUCUACAUGGGACUCUGACGAUUUACCACAGCCCGACCAAUCCAGAGGCGGCCAUCUGUAUUCCAAACAUCCAGGAAGGAAUGCACAACGGUGCAAACCUAGCAUUUGCGUCCCGGCCAAAGGACGUUAUUAUGACAGUUUCUUUUUCAAGAAAUGUAAACGGCGAUAUAUAUGGUUAAUAUGUUAUCUUAUUUUGUGAAAAGCAGAACACAGGUCGGAAAGAAUUCUAUUGAGGAUGACAUUAUGAAAGUAACCGAGUUCCUGGUUUACCAUGUUUAUAAAGACCUCCGUAUAUUUAUAGUUUGCCCUAGGUUAAUCGAUUUCGAGUUCUAAUUACAGAUUACAGUUUUAUUAACACCGCGGUACUCCCUUUUCUUAAAACAAAUAAAGGUGUGUUUAAUAGUUGACGAACGAAAUGUUAUAAUUAAAUAAUUCGUGUAAUAAUUUAAACCAUCAUCAC
This is a messenger RNA of Mizuhopecten yessoensis (Yesso scallop), 2023 nucleotides long. RefSeq lists its product as uncharacterized. Bases 254 to 937 code for a protein of 227 amino acids. Gene Ontology annotation, cellular component: extracellular region. Lineage: Eukaryota; Metazoa; Mollusca; Bivalvia; Pectinida; Pectinidae. The transcript has 3 exons. Gene Ontology annotation, molecular function: chitin binding. The record is from RefSeq and is a predicted model, not a curated record.